AGAUAAAAUGCGGCCAUGUCUAAUACAAUUUAUGCUAACAUAUCACAUGUUAUUCUUAUUGAAACCGUGACUCUUGGAAUUGCAGGUGUUGUAAUUAGCUUCCAAAAGAACAGUGUUAGUGGCAAUCAUCAAGCAGGUACAUUGGGGGAUGACCCCAGAACAUCCAAGAUCUUCCUCUUCCUAUCUGAUGCUCGGGAUUGGAACCCAAUUUACAACCUGCCAUGAACUGGUUUUCAAUCCUAAAGAAUGGCAUUUUAAAUGAGGCUACCUUCUUGUUAUUUAUGGCUUGAUAUUCCUCUUUCCAUCUGCUGAGCGAUUGCAAUACUUUAUGCAACUUGUUUACUCAAGAGACUGAGAGUGCUUUUGGGUUUUGGCAAUGGUGGCUGGUGGUCGGUAUCUGAUAUCUCUAUCUCAGACCACAUGUUUCCUUCUCAAACACCCCCAGAUUACUGCAAUGCCGCCUUUAUACUUCCCACUACGGUGGGAGAGCACCGGAGACCAGUGGUGGUAUGCCUCACCUAUUGACUGGGCAGCGGCGAAUGGACUUUACGAUCUGGUCAUCGAGCUUCUCCAUUUGGACACUAACCUCUUAAUCAAACUCACUUCCCUUAGCAGAAUCCGCCGCCUGGAAACCGUUUGGGAUGACGUGGCUCAGUUUGACGAUGUUGCCAAAUGCCGCUCAUAUGUAGCCAGAAGGCUACUCCACGAAUGUGAGAUGAAGAAAGGGAAUAAUUCCCUGAUCAGGGCGCGUUAUGGUGGCUGGCUCUUGUAUACUGCUGCCUCUGCCGGUGAUGUGGAGUUUGUUAAAGAACUGCUUGAGAGAGACCCUCUUCUUGUGUUUGGAGAAGGAGAGUAUGGUGUCACUGAUAUAUUCUAUGCGGCAGCUAGGAGCAAGAAUUCUGAGGUUUUCAGGAUGUUGCUUGAUUUUUCUGUCUUGACACGGUGCUGCCUUGGUGGAGCAGAGGAGGAGGAAUUGAGUGAAAGUCAGUCACUGUUUAAGGUUGAGAUAAUGAAUAGGGCUGUUCAUGCAGCUGCUAGAGGUUGGAAUUUGGAGAUUUUGAAGCAGCUUCUUGGAGAUUGCAGGGAUGUUCUGGUAUACAGAGAUGAGCAGGGCUCUACAAUCCUGCAUUCAGCCUCUGGAAGAGGGCAGGUUGAGGUAGUGAAGUAUCUCUUAUCAUCUUUUGACAUCAUCACAUCUACAGACAAUCAAGGGAACACAGCAUUACAUGUGGCAGCAUAUAGGGGCUACUUAGCUGUUCUUGAGGUUCUGGUUCAGACAUCUCCCUCCUUGGCUUCCAUGACAAACAACAAUGGGGAUACUUUCCUUCAUAUGGCUGUAGCUGGUUUUCGAACGCGAGGCUUCCGACGAGUGGAUAAGCAGAUUGAGCUCAUGAAACAGUUAGUAUCCGGUGAGGUCGUGAAUAUCCAAGUGAUUAUCAAUGCAAGAAACAGAGAUGGAAGAACAGCUCUUCAUGUGGCUGUAAUUGAGAACAUUCAAGCUAACCUGGUGGAACUUCUCAUGUCUGUACCUUCAGUUGAUCCAAAUGUCGGUGAUGCUAAUGGCAUGACCCCAUUAGAUUUCCUCAAGCAACGACCAAGAUCAGCUUCCUCAGAUAUUUUGAUCAAGGAAUUGAUAGCUGCUGGGGGCAUCUCCAACCGCGGGGAUAACAUGGCUAGAAGUGCCAUUGUUUCCCAUCUGAAAGGGCAGGGAAUAUGUGCAAGUCCAGGAACUUCAUUCAGAAUUCCUGAUGCAGAGAUAUUUUUGUACACAGGCAUGGAGGAUACAUACAAUGGCAGUUAUGAUCAAGACAAUGCAGAUUACAGCAGGUGCUUGAGUGAAGUAAGUGACUUUGAUUCAAGCAAUUCCAUUGACAAAAAGAAGUCGAAUUCUGUGAAUUAUGCUGCUAGACGCCUGAAGUUUCUUCUCCAUUGGCCUGGAAAGAAAGAAAGAAAAUCAGCAAGCACAGAACCAGAACUGGUGGACGACAAUUAUCAGGAAGUGAGCAGCAGAGCUAGAAAUUGGACAGACAGACACAUACCAUUGCGCCAGAAGUACUUAAAGUCUUCAUGCCUUCCGAACAACCAAAGAACAUUUAUUGUCAGGACGGAUCUCCCCAGUCCUUCUGCCAGAAGGAAAUUUGCUGCAGGCCUAAUGCAUGGAGUGGUUCGAGUGGGGCGGAGUGAUAGGGGGGACUCGCGUCUCAACUUUUGAAAAGUUUGAACUUCAGUAAAAUAAAAAUGUUUUUUUUUUUCCAAAAUUUUUAAAUACUACAUAUGUGAAAAUUAAAGUUAUUUUUGUUUA
Molecule: messenger RNA, 2302 nt
Organism: Rubroshorea leprosula
Lineage: Eukaryota; Viridiplantae; Streptophyta; Magnoliopsida; Malvales; Dipterocarpaceae
Source: the annotation of a GenBank genome assembly